AUAUGACUUCACAACUUCCGUUUGCUGGAGAGGCGGAGUCCUGAGUUAUUUAAAUAGCAGAGAAAUUUGCUGAGACUCAGUUCAUGCUUGACAGGCAGAUCCAGAAGACAAUCUGCAAGGCUGAAUUGUUGGAAGAGCCUAAAAAAAAAUACUUUCAGGAUGCAGGGACUGUGUGUACUGAUGAUACUCACCUUUUGUGGGUCAGCUCUGGGUAACCAUCUGCUGGAGCAGCAGACAGAUUUUGGACUACGUGUGUUUUCAGAAGCUGCCCAAUCCAAUCCACAUCAAAAUCUCAUUCUGUCUCCCUAUGGCAUCUCUUCAAUGCUGGGGAUGGCUCAGGUGGGAGCCUACGGUUCCACUUUACAGACUCUAAAACAACACAUGGGCUAUUCUCUGCAAGAUCGUGGAAUGUCACGUAAACAGAGGCUUCUUCAGAGAGACCUGGCCAGUGAAGAGGGAGUGGAAGUAGCGAGUGCUGUAAUGGUGGACAGAAAGGUAGUCUUGGAGAAACUCUUCCGACGUAGCCUUUUGAAGGCAUUUCAGAGUGUGCCACACCAAGUGGACUUUAGUAAUCCUGACACUGCCUUGAAGGUCAUCAACUCUUGGAUGUCAGAAAACACUGGAGGCAUGAUCCCAAAUUUCCUACAAUCUGGAGUGCUGAGUGACCAGACACGUUUGGUGCUGUUGAAUGCUCUCCACUUCCAUGGGCUUUGGAAGAACCCUUUUGACCCAAAGCUGACUGCAGAGGGCACCUUCCACACAGCUAAUGGCAGUGAAGUGUCAGUGCCGAUGAUGAGAUCAACACAGACGUUCAACUAUGGUGAGUUUGUUUCAGAAGAAGGCAUUGAAUAUGAUGUUAUUGAGGUGCCAUAUGAUGGGGACUCACUGAGCAUGCUCAUAAUUUCAUCAUUCGAGAGGGAUGUACCACUUUCUGCCUUAACCAAAGAGCUGUGCAGCAACAAAAUCCAGGAAUGGAGAGAGCAGUUGAGGAAGGUUAAUCGAGAGCUGGUGAUUCCAAGGUUUACCUUAGACACAGAAGUUGAUCUGAAGUCAGCAUUGAACAAGCUGGGUCUUGGUGAGAUCUUCAGUAAAACCGCUGAUUUCUCCCGCAUUACUACUGAAGAGCCUUUGUAUGUAUCGAAGAUUUUACAGAGAGUAAAAAUUGAGGUGAAUGAAGAGGGAACCAAAGCAUCUUCUGCUGGAGGUGUCAUCAUCUAUGCUCGCAUGGCCAUAGGAGAACAUAUUUUGAACCGCCCAUUCCUCUUUCUCAUACAGCACAAGUCAACAGGUGCUGUGCUGUUCACAGGUCAGGUGAACCAACCUUAGAAGUAUUAGCAAUCCCAGAAGCAUAAGAUUACUGUCAAGAUUACAAACAACAAGAUUACUGUCACUGUCUUCAAAGAAAUUACUACUGAGUCAGCGCAGGAUUGGCAAAAAGAUAAAGAGUUGAUAAUUUUACAUGCAUCCUGGAGAGCCCCCUAGAAAAUGUACUUUGGAACCACAGCCUCCAAACAGUUUGACAAAGAUUUUCUAAAUUUAGGUCCUUUGUUUGACUGGAAAUUUAGGUCUUGUAUCUAUCUCAUCAUUAAGCGGAUAUUAUAUACCAGUAAGGGCUGCAUAGUGUAGUGUGUGUGGUGGAUGACAUUGUAAAAACUAUGUAAAUGAAGGAAAACACUGUUGUAUGUUUAAAAACAGACAGAUUUCUAAGGUUUUCAUAAAUUCAUUAUCCCUCUAACUUAAAAAAAAAGAAAAA
Messenger RNA from Hemibagrus wyckioides, 1753 nucleotides. It is a transcript of the gene serpine1, whose product is annotated as serpin peptidase inhibitor, clade E (nexin, plasminogen activator inhibitor type 1), member 1. Gene Ontology annotation, molecular function: serine-type endopeptidase inhibitor activity. The transcript is spliced from 9 exons. NCBI's taxonomy places the organism in Eukaryota, Metazoa, Chordata, Actinopteri, Siluriformes, Bagridae. The record is from RefSeq and is a predicted model, not a curated record. Gene Ontology annotation, biological process: negative regulation of vascular wound healing; negative regulation of endopeptidase activity; negative regulation of plasminogen activation. The coding region runs from base 160 to 1326 and encodes 388 amino acids.